Morone saxatilis (striped sea-bass) is the source of this 9304-nucleotide messenger RNA. It is a transcript of the gene kcna1a, whose product is annotated as potassium voltage-gated channel, shaker-related subfamily, member 1a. The coding region runs from base 2686 to 4161 and encodes 491 amino acids. Gene Ontology annotation, cellular component: synapse; voltage-gated potassium channel complex; dendrite. The record is from RefSeq and is a predicted model, not a curated record. Gene Ontology annotation, molecular function: delayed rectifier potassium channel activity; protein binding. NCBI's taxonomy places the organism in Eukaryota, Metazoa, Chordata, Actinopteri, Moronidae. Gene Ontology annotation, biological process: protein homooligomerization; potassium ion transmembrane transport. The transcript has a single exon.
GUAAAAAUAUCAAAUCAAUGUCCUUUAAUUACUUCAAUACACUUAAUCAUGUUUGGUGCUGAAUGAUGGGAAGAAAAAGGCGCAGGACCAGACCUUGGGUUGUCUUGCCACCAAACCAAUUAACUUAAUAAAAUGUCAUAGUGACAAAUGUAGGGGGGAUUUAUUUGGCUGGAGGCAGAUUUUAACAAAUGAGACAGGGGUCUGAUGACCUGAUUUUGUGUUGAAUGUGUCUUUUUAGAAAGUCAGAAGACAGUUGUUUUGAGUCACUUCAGCUCAGCCCCUCACUGUGGGUGUAGGCCCCGAAAAAGCCCAUCCUCCCACACACCGGCCCCUCGGAGUCAGCACUGGACCAAUAUAGGUUAUUAAUUGAUUAUUCGUUAUGAUGCCAUAUGGUGAUGAACUGAGUGUGCUCUGCUGUUUGUUUUUUGGGGGAUUUGCAGUUUUCCGUGAGGUGAAUAAAUCAUCUGCGCUGUCCGAGGUGCUGAAACUGUCCUCUGAGGCGUGUUGAUGCCAAAAUUUCACCGUCUUCGUCUCAGAUCUGCUCGUCUUCUGGAGCCAUAUGCAGCAAUGAGUGGAGAAAGAGACGUGGCAGAUAUUGGGCGUGAGACUUCCACACAUCCUGGAUGCAAGCUCCCCAAGAUGUAGUGUUUUUUUUUUUUUUUUAGCUAUAAGGGCAGCAAACACAUUGUUAACGAUGUUAUCUUUCUUUAUUGCUCACUAGUAAAAUGAUUAAAUUAAAUGUGGUCUCACAUAGACUCGGAUGUGGAGCCAACUAACGCCCGUGUAAUCCUUAAAUCCUGGAGGGAUAGAAUGAAAAUGUCUCAGCAAUUGAUAAUAAGGCUAGUUAUCUGAGUUAUGGGUGAUCUCAAAUGUUACACAGUGUGGAUUUAGAGGUUCUUGUUACCAACUGUUCUUUGCAGUCUGAUUGCGCCAGUGCUGGCACACAAGCGCUCUUGUUUUUGUGGUGUAUAGAGAACUUCUGGCGGCGUGCUUUAGUAGAGCCGGUCUGCAUUGCGUCGAAACCCUCCAACUCCUCCUCCUCCUUCUCCCGCUGCCCUCCCCCCCUCCUCUCCUCUCCUCUCCCCACCUCUCUCUUCCCUCACCUCCCCUGCACUUGCAUGUAAAAAAUGCACAGUAAAACUUGCUUGACAUUGUGGAGAAAACAUUUGGACCUCGCCGCUGCACCCGACUGUCUCUCAACUAUCCAUUUUGAUUUUUUUUUUUUUGCUCCGAGCCGAGCUGAAGCACAUUUCAGCCCGUCAUCUUGUCUACUCGCAACAAAAAAAAAAGCAAAAAAAAAAAGCAGCAGAUUCUUGCUGAUGCAGUGAUGUCUGGAAAUGGCAAGGGCUCGCUUAUUGCCCCUUACAGUAUCUCCCCCCCUGAAUUGCAGCGCAAGAUUUUCUCCUGCGGUACACUGUAAGCUGUUCACACCACCUUGCCGCGGCGCAAGCAACUACCGACGCUACAGCUUUUCCAUCUCAGGCUUUCUUCUGUAGACUCACCUGAUUUUCACCCUGUUUCAUCUCAUCUUGGUUCACCACCUAAAGGCGUGAUUAGACCUUAUUUGAGUGCACUUUUGAGGCGGACACAGUUGGGAUAGCGAAUACCACAGCGAGGCUCUAGGCUUCUUCUUUUUUUGUGAUAGGUGCAAUGUAAAGUUGCCACAUGACACCCACUGAUGCCCCGCCGUUGGAUGAUUUUACUCGAGGAUAAGACGCAUUCAAGUCCUUCCAAGAUCAACCCACGGUAAGCCUCGAAACUGCUGACUUGUACAACAGAUUUCGGUUAGAUUAAUUGUUUUUUAUCGACAGCUGCGGUCCAUGGGAAGAUGCUAGACAAAUACUAGAGUGAUUUUCUAUUUCGCAGAGGCAUCUUUUUCCCCGCAAUGGGCCCGUAGGUUGUAUGCAUGUACAAACAUCAGUUGGUAUACUAUCAGUAUCAAAUGUUAUGCGUCACAUCAUAAUUCAGGCUAGUUAGAGUGGCGUUAAAUGGAUCACUGCCAUGCACCUUUAAAAAACAGGAACCACUGCAUUUCUAUGUUAAACUAAAGUAAACACCUGGACAGAAAUAUCAUAUGAGUAUAACAUAGGAACGGGAUAAAGAAAUCACCUGGAAUCACCUAUAGGAAUUUUAAUGUAGGAUGUAGAAAAUACCAUGUAGUUCAAGAAGAUCAUUAUAUACUCACUAAGGGCUACAACAGAGAGUUUGUAAAUGGUUAUAUUGUAGAAAUGUAAUUGAAAUUCCUUCUUGGGGUAGUGUUUUUUUUUACCUUUACUACUGGAUAGCAGCAUUAAUUGCAGGCGGAGAGAAGAAAAUAAAUAAAUAAACUGCAGAAAAUGCUGAGCCAGCAAAUAUCUUGGCUGUUUGAUCCCAUUAUUUUCUCCUCCCCUCUCUCUUUCUCUCUCUCCCUCUCUCUCUCUCUCUCUCUGGGUGACAGAGGCAGCAGUAACAACAGCAGCAGAUGCACCGGAGAACAGCAAUGGUCAAGUCAGCGAGAACCGCAGUGGAGCCGCACUGAGGCAAAGCAGCCAACCAGCCCCCUCGUAUCUGGGGACGUCUCCAACAAUUUAAGGGGUGUGGGAAGCUGAGGAGUGGAAAAUUUUCCCCGAACCUGAAUGCCUGCUCAGUCAGACUAACCAACAUCCCAACACAACUCCUCCUCCACCUCCUCCUCCUCCACCCAAAAUGACCGUGGUAGCAGGAGAUAACAUGGACGAGACCUCGGCUGUACCUGGCCACCCUCAGGACACCUACCCCCCAGAUCACAAUGACCAUGAAUGCUGUGAGAGGGUGGUCAUCAAUAUAGCCGGCCUCCGGUUUGAGACACAGUUGAAAACCCUCUCCCAGUUUCCAGAAACGUUGCUGGGCAACCCCAAAAAGCGGAUGCGGUACUUUGACCCUCUGAGAAAUGAGUACUUCUUCGACAGAAACCGGCCCAGCUUUGAUGCCAUCCUCUAUUACUACCAGUCUGGGGGUCGGCUGAGAAGACCAGUGAAUGUCCCUUUGGAUAUGUUCUCAGAAGAGAUCAAAUUUUACGAGCUGGGAGUGGACGCAAUGGAGAAGUUUCGUGAGGAUGAGGGUUUCAUCAGGGAGGAAGAGCGCCCUUUACCUGAGAAGGAGUUCCAGCGUCAGAUUUGGCUCCUCUUUGAGCACCCAGAAAGCUCAGGCACUGCGAGAGGCAUUGCCAUAGUGUCUGUGAUGGUAAUCCUGAUUUCAAUAGUAAUAUUUUGUUUAGAGACUUUACCACAGCUGAAAGAGGACCCAAUGGGUCGAAUGGUGACAGUUGGGAACACUACUGUCUAUUACAAGCCAAAUAUCCUCACUGACCCCUUCUUCCUCAUUGAGACACUCUGUAUAAUCUGGUUCUCCUUUGAGUUGAUAGUACGCUUUCUGGCGUGCCCAAGCAAACCGGCCUUCUUCAAGAACAUGAUGAACAUGAUCGACAUAGUGGCUAUCAUCCCCUACUUUAUUACACUUGGCACCGAGCUGGCUGAAGACCCAGAAAAGGAGGGAGUGGGGGAGCAGGCAACAUCUCUGGCCAUACUCAGGGUGAUCCGUCUGGUCAGGGUGUUUCGGAUUUUCAAGCUGUCACGACACUCCAAAGGACUGCAGAUUUUGGGGCAGACACUCAAGGCCAGCAUGCGAGAGCUCGGAUUGCUGAUCUUCUUUCUGUUCAUUGGAGUCAUCUUGUUCUCCAGCGCUGUCUACUUUGCUGAGGCAGAGGAGCAAGGAUCCUACUUUGGCAGCAUCCCGGAUGCAUUUUGGUGGGCUGUUGUGUCUAUGACAACUGUGGGCUAUGGGGACAUGGUCCCAGUCACUAUAGGAGGCAAGAUUGUAGGAUCUCUGUGUGCCAUCGCCGGAGUGUUGACAAUUGCGCUCCCAGUGCCUGUCAUUGUGUCCAACUUCAACUACUUCUACCACAGGGAGACCGAGGGAGAAGAGCAGGCCCAGUUGCUCAACGUCAGCAAUCCCAACAUCCCUUCUGAAACCAACUCCAGCCGCCGUAGUUCAUCCACCGUUAGCAAGUCAGAGUACAUGGAGAUUGAUGGAGACAUAAACAAUAGCAUCGACAACUUUAGGGAGGCGAACCUCAGAACUGGCAAUUGCACUAUAGCCAACCAAAACUGUGUAAAUAAAAGCAAGCUGCUUACAGAUGUUUAGACACUAGUUAGGAACUUUGGGACCUCUAUGAGACUGUCAUAUGUGGAGUAGACCAUCAGUAAGGAAUGCUUCAUUUACCUCCCCAAAGCACUCUCUGGCAUUAGGCCUACAAUAUCCUCAGCUAUAUAGAAAGGAAACAGAAAAAACAAAGCUCUUAGAGUAUAUGAGAGGUAGAUAGAAUAAUUAAUUCUUCUGAGCCUACAAAUAUGUAGGUACAUCAAAAAGAAAACAAAUGAUGACGCAUAUUCACGGCUCCCUGGAGGACGCAGAGCACACACUGUCUUAUCAGAUGACAGUGUGAUAAUUUAAAUCUUAUGCAUGGAGUACAGAUAACAUUUCAGCAAGUUGCACAAUGCACCAGAAAAGUCUGCAGAGACAUGCAAGCAUCUGCAGCCAAGUGGUAAGCGCCAAGAAGUUAGGUGACCCCCGCUCCUCCCUCUCCCUCCCUUCUCCUUUCCCUACAAAGGAUCUACUAUUCAGCAAAGCACCUUAUAGGAGGAAGACUGAUCUCUCUUGUUUGGAUGUAAACAGAUGGUGAUCUACACGCUUCAUGGACAUCCGCAAUGCUGCUGUUUUCCAGCAGAUGCUGUAAUUCUGAUAUCACCAAGUGAUUCAAUGCCAUGCCCUUUAGAUGCAACACAGCACAAUGAUAAAGUGAGCUUCACACGAGCAUGAUUAGAGACUUUCCAUUUUGAUAUCGGCAUGCAUGGGACAUAUCUCACAUAAUGGAAAGGAUGUUCUUUUGGAUACCUGCCUCCAUCCACCCCGUCUCAUCUGUUUUCAUACUGAGUGCACUGGAUGAGUUUUUAAUUUGAAAUGCUAAUAAUUUAGAAGUAUAGAAAUUGAAUGUUAAAUCUUACGGGAACAGUACAUAAAUGAGAUCAUAGCAUGAAAAAAGUAACCUGCAUUAUGGUCUAUCGACUAAGGUACUUUUGUAUCCUGGUAUAUUUAAUGCAUGACAUGACUAUACAGCUUGUUGCAAUUCAGGCACUCUGCAGUGCCCUAUUGUCAGGGAAACUAAAGGAAAUCAAAUUCUGGAUGUUUCUGAAUUGCGAUCAAAUAUAUCCAAACCCACCUUGAGGAUGCAGAGUUUCUAAUUUAAAAGUAGUCAAAGAAACUGAAUAAAUAUUAUUAAAAAUGCAUAUAAGCAUAGUAAGCACCAAUUACAAUAUUACAUCAAUAGUGCAGUGCAUGGACCUUCUUUGAACAAGAGAUGUUAACAUAUCAUAAGUCAUGCUUCCAUUUCCACAUCAAAUUUGAGUUCAUAUUGGUUUGGAAUCCACAGAAAAAAAGGUUCAAUACCAAAUGUCACUUCAUAUUACAGCCAGUUAUUCUGACAUUAGUUGCUAGUGCCUUUAUCCCUUUCACCAACAGGACCAGUGAAAGUGCCUCUGUGUACAAUGUGAUUUGUUAGGUUGAGAAAAGCUGGUUUACCUUCUGUUCUCGUGUUGAUACACUGUUGGUUAUGAUGUUAAUGAUGCCAGAUGAGCAAGGUUGAAACAGCAGGUGAUUGCGGUCAAAAAAAAGAAGAGGAGAUAAUCCAUGGCUGUUAUGCACAACUCAGUUUUCAUUCUGUCACGCACCUAAUUAUGCCCUUAAGCAGCAAUGUAUUGUACUCUGCAUGUUUACCAAUCCAAUUCAAAAGGGAAUAUCCAUAGGUUUUAAACAUGUUUAUUUAUAUUUGUUGUUUAUGUUUGUGCACCAUGCAUCCUUUCAGGGUCUCUACCUCAGUGAGGUCAUUGCAAACUUGCUGCAGAGCUGCAAGCUUCAAUGCAGGGCUUCCUAUAUACCAUAAUGCAAAAUGGAACCUUAAGUGUAAACUGCAGUCAUGCAACAUUGAAUGUGAGAGUCCCAAAGCAUAGCCUUUACACAAGCACUUAGGGCAAAUAGUGUACCACAAUCCCGCUCCUUUUUUUCACUUAAAGCUACGCACAAUCAGAACCUUCAUUUGUAGAGAGUUUGUAGAGAUUGAUUGACUCUCCUAAUGGGAUGAGAUUUUAUAUGUUAGUUUCUUUGAAACAACGGUAUCUUAAGUUACUGUUGUGUCACAGAAACACACUUGAAUGUGUUUCAACACACAUGUAUAAUAAGGUGGACGACGUUUGUUUUAAAUCUGCCAUCCUGCAAUCUGUGGGCAUUAUGACGCACAGCAAAGUGCAGCCCAUCUUUUUGCACAAACAUUUUGUUCUGUUGCUUAAACCUUUUUUUUUUCUUUUUUUUUUGCUUGUGAGAAUGUUCUUUCUUUUUCACUGUGCUUGCUCCCGAGUAGUGCAUUGUUUCUCAGCAUACUAUUCCAGACAGGCUAACUGCAGAUAGAUUUGGAUAAAUUAUAAUGACUACUUGAAAAUCUCCAGCUACUGUACAUCAAUCUAUACCAGUACUAAGUAUAAGUCACCCAAAUGACAGUAAGAUUUUGUACUGUACUGUACACGUUUUUUUUUUAAAUUUUGUUUGGCACUGUCCUGACAAGGUCCUGUAAAAAAAAAUCCACUGCAGUGCUACUUGAAUGUCAUAGUUGUUUCUGUUGGUGCAAUGGCUAUUCUUUGUGGUGCUAGUACAGGACUACUAUUGCUGUCUUGUUACCAUCACACGUUAUCUGAAGCAUCAGCUGAAGCAAGCCUUCGUUAAUUGUUUGGGACAAGACUUUUUCCAUUCUUUGAUUCUUGUUCCUGUUUUGUUAUUGGUGGCUGGUUGGUUAGUUCAGGGCACUGUUUGUCAUUUUAUUUGGAACUGAUCUUUGUACUGUACUGCUGAAGAGUGUCUGCCUCAGGCGAGGUAAAAAUUCAAGAGCCUUGCUAGAUGUCAGUAAUUUAUCAUGAGAGCAAAAAAGAUACACAUUUGUGUCAGGGAUCUUUAGUUUGUAUAGGGUUUCGCAUACAAAAGGCACCAAUAAUACCCAAUACCAUACAUUAUAUAACUAUAUAUAGAAUGAUAUAAGAAAAUUAUAGUAGUCUCAUAAAUGCAGCUAUCAGGAAAUUGUUCGCUUUGUUCCCAAGUUUCUCGUACGAUUGAUGCUUGAAAGUAGCGAUAUGUUUAACAUGUCCUACAGGAAACAGCUGAGAGUGAGGUGAAGAAAAUAUAAAUGAUACCCCUCACAUUAGCAGUGCUGUUGCUACUUUUGCUGUGAGGUCAUGUAUGGAUGGUGCUAUGCAUUCAAUUACCCAACAGAAACAUGUAUUCUUAACAGCAAUAGAAUAACAGAUUGCCUGUUUCUUAGAUGCUUUUUGUAAAAAAUAGUAAAACAAAUCUAUUUUGAAUGUCAGAGAAGCUGCGAUCACUUGACAGAUAACUCACAACAGGGCUGUUUAUGUACCAACCUCUUACCCUCUGUUCUGUGACUUUGUAAGGUCAGUGGGGUCAAACGUAGAGGCUGACAUUUUAUUGAAAGAAACCCGUGAAAAAUCCAAAUAUAGGCUUUGUAAUAGUGGCAGUCCCCAUUAACCACCCAGAUCUGACUGAAGUUGUUUUGCAGUCAGGAACAAAGGCUGGUUCAGUUGAACCUAUAACACAGUCCCAAAGGGACAGCCCAUAAUGCACUUAGAGAGGAUCUAUCAUCAGUUCACUGGACUGAUCAGCUGUGUGAGAGAAAGUCAGAGAAGGUGCCUAAAAUGUUUUACAUAUUCAUUUGUCUAGCUUACUGUUAGAUGUUAUGCUUCUGCAAACAAACACGAGUGAAAAGAUCUUUAAAAAAACCUGAUGACAUUAACCCAAUUAAACUAUAAGAUGAAAUGUCAUGAGGACAAAAUGCAAUUUAGCUACAAUAAGAAUUAACCACUAUAUACUGCAAUUACUUAUGAAAAACAAUUUUAAUGUGUGUUUUUUAUUUUCCUUUUUUUGUUGUUGAUGGCACUGUACCAUGACUGAUUUAGGAAGAACAUGCCAUAUACUGGAAUAUCAAAGACAAUAUGUUCGUCUGGCAAGCCAUGAUAAUGAAACUACUGUAUUAUGAUCAAUUGCUAUACACUAAAUGAUAUGGACAAGAAGUGUACUAUUAUUAAAAAAAAAACUAUAUGGUUUGUCUUUUUGGUUUCAAGAAAAAAAACAAAAAAACAGGAUUCAUUCAAACACCAUGUUCACAUUUUUCUCCACUGCUGAACCUACUGCUAUAAUGUAUCUCUACAGAAACCUAGUAAUCGCAAAAAACUGCAUGGUCGAUGGAAGACUGCAUGAGUUUUGCCUUUCAAACUGUGGAUCAACUAUAAUACAGUUGCAUCAUUUAAAAAAAGAAACCCUUGCUUUCAUCUGCACCAAGGCUUCCUGUAAGGCCCUGUUCAGAAGUUGUCUUGAGACAUGUCCUCUGCUGGAUCUCUAAAAAAAAAAGCACCUUAGCGCUGACCUCAUCACUAAGACGGCAUUGGGUGUUCGAGCCGUUCUCAGCGUCUGUGUGAUUUUCAGGUUGUGCUUGCUAGGCUCUGAAUGUGAGCAAGGACAUUAAGGGCUAGUUUCUCAAACUUUAUCUCUAUUCUAGGACUGAAACGCUCUUUCAAGUGACAUUUUGCCCAAUCUUAUCUCAGUCUAGACUGUAGUGAUACUGUGUUGUGGGAAACAUGCCCAUCAUGUCUAAGCAGGGCCUGUGCCGCACACCCUCCUCUGUACUACAUUGGUUUUAAGGCAUUCUUGUUUGCGAAAGGUCUUGAUAUCGGACUGCUUUCUGCCUGCUGAGGAGGCACUGAACAGGAUCAAAUGUUGGGAUGUUGUGUACCUCACUCGCCAAAGGUGAUCAUUGAUGAGAAGAUCUUGUCUGUGUUAGAAGUGUGAUGGCUAUGAGUUUGUCUUUUCUGUGAAGAAUGCACAUUUAAUUUCUAGUAGGGAAGUUUUGGAGCAAAGUGCAAAAAGGACUGUUGAACUCUUCUGCUCUUCUUUUCAUCCACAAGCAAACCAAACUCUGAUUGUGUUUCUAAUCCAGCCGUCAUUGUCACGUUGUGUUUACCAAGGAUUAUGCUACAAUGUGUUCAGUUUGUCAGAUGUGAUCUAUGCAAGGGUUAUUUGUUUUUAUUCUUAUAUCACUUAUGAUUUCACCUUACAUUAACUUCAAUAAAUUUUUAAGGAUCUGAUGGUGUAUGCUCAUUUCAGCUUGGGAUGGGGGUGUAUAUCUGCACUGUGGACUGCACAAAAAGCUACAUAAAUAAAACCAUCUUGUACA